Delphinapterus leucas (beluga whale) is the source of this 4570-nucleotide messenger RNA. NCBI's taxonomy places the organism in Eukaryota, Metazoa, Chordata, Mammalia, Artiodactyla, Monodontidae. The record is from RefSeq and is a predicted model, not a curated record.
UUGGCAGCCAACUCUGCUGCCUCUGGCUCUCCUGCCCCUGCCUGAGCAUCAUGAAGAAGCUUAGAAAGACCCGAGCCAACCAACUGGACAAGUUCAUCGAAGACCGCCUCCUGCCAGACGAGGAUUUCCGCGCGCAGGUCAGUGAAGCCAUCCACACCAUCUGCAGCUUCCUGAAGGAGAGGUGUUUCCGGGGGGCCCCCCACCCCCAACUUCGGGUGUCCAAAGUCGUGCAGGGUGGCUCCUCAGGCAAAGGCACAACCCUCAGGGGCCGAUCAGAUGCUGACCUCGUCAUCUUCCUCACCAAUCUUAAAAGUUUUCAGGAACAACUUCAGCGCCGAGGAGAAUUCAUCAAGGAAAUUAGGAGACAGCUGGAAGCCUGUCAAAGGGAGGAAAUAUUUGAAGUGGAGUUUGAGAAACAGCAAUGGGAGAGUCCCCGUGCUCUCAGCUUCGUGCUUAGAUCCUGUCAGCUCCAUGAGUGCGUGGAGUUUGAUGUCCUGCCCGCUUUUGAUGCCCUGGGUCAGUUGACCAAAGGCUACAGACCUGACCCUCAAGUCUACGUCCAGCUUAUCCAAGAGUGCGAGUUCCUGGGGAGAGAGGGCGAGUUCUCCCCCUGCUUCACGGAGCUGCAGCGAGCCUUCCUGAGGGACCGUCCAACCAAACUGAAGAGCCUCAUCCGCCUUGUGAAGCACUGGUACCAAAUGUGUAAGGAGAAGCUUGGGAAGCCGCUGCCCCCACAGUAUGCCCUGGAGCUUCUGACAGUCUAUGCUUGGGAGCAAGGAAGCAUGGAAACAAGAUUCAACACAGCUCAGGGAUUUCAGACCGUCUUAGAAUUAGUCCUGAAGCAUCAGAAGCUUUGCAUCUACUGGAAAAACUAUUACAACUUUGAAAACCCUAUUAUUGGACAAUACCUGAGAAAGCAACUUGAAAAACCCAGGCCUGUGAUUCUGGACCCGGCUGACCCUACAGGAAACGUUGGUGGUGGAGACCCACUUAGCUGGCAGCGGCUGGCACAAGAGGCUAGAGCCUGGCUGAGUUACCCAUGCUUAAAGAAAUGGGACGGGUCUCCAGUAGGCUCCUGGGAUGUGUCGCCCCAAGACCAUAGUGACCUGAUGUGCGAGGACUAUGGUUUUAGACAGAGCUAUAGAACCUCUCCGAGACCCACACUCCAGGGAGGAGCCCCUCCCCAGGUGGAAGAGAACUGGACAUGUGCCAUCCUCCUGUCAUCUCAGCAGCCAGCCAGAGCAAUGGGAAACUGGGAGUCCCAUCUCUACGAACGGCCUGCCCAGAAACUGGGUGAGUUUACCCAGGACAACCUGAGGCCCUUUGAAGACUGUCAGAAACAGAUCGACCAGACCGUGGACACCAUCUGUGCAGUCCUGCAGGAAGCUGAGUAGUUCCCCCUGGUGACCGGCGUGGCCAAAAGUGGCUCCUAUGGCCGGAGAAUGGUCUUGAGGGGCAACUCCAAUGGCACCCUCGUCAUCUUCAUCGGUAGCCUUGAACAAUUCCAGGAUCAGAAAAAAAGCCAACAUGACCUCCUCUGGGCACAGUUGAAACGCUGUGAGCUCACGAUGAAGCGCAGCCAAGUGGAGAUCCAGAGCAUCAGUGGCAAGCUCACCAUCCAGCUGUCCACAGAACAGCAGAGCAUCACUUUCGAGAUGCUGCCCGCCUUCAACGCUCUGGGCUUAAGUGAGAAGCCCAGCCUCUGCACCUAUCGAGAGCUCAAAAGAUCCUUGGAUAUGGUGAAAGCCAGCCCCGGUGAGUUCUCAAUCUGCUUCACUGAACUCCAGGAGAAGUUUUUUAGCAACCAUCCCAGCAAGCUGAAGGAUUUGAUCCUCUUGGUAAAGUACUGGUGUCAAAAGUGCCAGGAAAAGCUGAAGGAUUCAUCCCUGCUGCCCCUGUAUGCGCUGGAGCUGCUUACGGUCUAUGCCUGGGAACAGGGGUGUGGAGCAGAAGACUUUGACAUAAGAGGCAUCAGGACUGUUCUGGAGCUUAUCAGGAAGCAGGAGCAGCUAUGUGUCUACUGGACAGUCAACUACAACUUUGAAGAUAAGACCGUCCGCAACAUCCUGCUGGGCCACCUCCGAUCCCCGAGGCCAGUAAUCUUGGAUCCAACUGACCCAACCAGUAAUGUGAGCAAAGAUAACACCUGCUGGCAGCUGCUAAAACAAGAAGCUCAAACCUGGUUAUCUUCUCUCAGGCUGAACGAGUCACCUGGACUGUCCUGGAAUGUUCUGCCUGCGCCGCUCUACGUGACCCCAGGCCAUCUUCUAGACAAGUUCAUCAAGGACUUUCUCCAGCCCAACAGGACUUUCCUAGAUCAGAUCAAGAAAGCUGUUGACAUCGUCUGUAAGUUUCUUAAAGAGAAUUGCUUUCGACAUUCAACUACAAAGUGUCAGAAGAUUGUCAAGGGCUGGUCAACCGCCAAAGGCACGGCUCUGAAGAGCAGUUCCCAUGCCGACCUUGUUGUGUUCGCGGACCCGCUGAAAAGCUACACCUCCCAGAAAAACGAGAGAUGCAACAUCAUCAAGGAAAUCCAUAAGCAACUGGAAGCCUGUCAGCAGGAGAAGGAUUUUGAAGUGAAGUUUGAGAUUUCAAAAUGGAAGGCUCCCCGGGUGCUGAGCUUAACUCUGAAAUCCAAAGUCCUCAACGAAAGUGUUGACUUUGAUGUGCUGCCUGCAUUUAAUGCCCUAGGUGAACUGAAGUCUGUCUCUACACCCAGCCCCAGGAUCUAUGCUGACCUCAUCUAUUUGCCUAAAUCCUCAGACGCCCUGGGGGGAGAAUUUUCUACCUGUUUCACGGAGCUACAGCGCAAUUUCGUUUGCUCCCGGCCCACCAAACUGAAGGAUUUGAUUCGCCUGACUGGUACAAAUGGGACGGUACAUACAGCCAAAGCACAACAAAGAAGCCUGCGUGGGCUGCCUUUAAGCUGCAAAUUGACCCUUCCCAGACCAGUCCCAGCGCUGCGUCUCGAGACCUGGGUGCCCUACUCCGGCCCCAGCAGUCCUUCACGUGCACCCUCUAAGGCUCUUGCUACGCUCAUUUCGCCUUCCUGCUUUAGCCAGUAUCGUCUGAUGUUCCCACUCUUCCCUCAGUGUGGAAGCAAACUGAAGCAAAAGGGGCCUCUGCCCCCCAAAUAUGCCUUGGAGCUGCUUACCAUCUACGCCUGGGAGCAGGGGAGCGGGGCGCAGGAUUUUGACACGGCUGAAGGUUUCCGGACGGUCCUGGAGUUGAUCACAAACGAGCAGCAUCUCUGUGUCUUGUGGAUGGUCAACUACAACUUUGAUGAUGAGAUUGUGAGGAGCUUCCUCCUGACCCAGAUCCAGAGAACCGGGUGCCCCAAACCUCAGCCCCCUCCAUUUCUUAACCUGAUUCCCUCCAACGCUAUUUUGGUGACCUGAAUUCACCUCCCGUGGGGUCCUGAUCCAUUAUUCCUCCUGUGAAACUGAGAAGGGAAUGUGCUGACCGUCAGAACCGCCCACAGUCUCCAGGGGUAAAAUCCCAGGGAGGCAGGAGAAAUGUCAUCAAGGAGGAACAAAGAAGGAAGGACCAAGAGACGGGUCGGGUUGUCCCAUACAAUCGUGGAAAGUGCCAGUGAGAAUCAUCUAAAGGAAGUGUCAUCUGGAGAUUACCCUGGGACAGGCUGAAAUCAAAGAGCUUCCCUGCUAUAGCAACUUGGGAUUCACUCAGCCACAAAUAACAGAUAGCCCAACUCAGGAGCCUAAACGAUUGGGUUUUUUCUUCCCAUAAGAAGAAAUCCUAAGGCAGGCAACCUAGGACUCGCACAACAGCUCCACUGGACUUUCCCCAGGAGCAGAUCAUCUCCACCGUGGCACUUGUUAUUGGGGGCUGGAUAGUUCUUCGUGGUAGGGGCUGUCUUGGGUAGUGUUAAGUCUCUACCCACCAGAUGCAGUAGCACCAACCCCGAGUGCAACAACCAAAAAUGCCUCCAGACAAGACCAAGGGUCCCCUGGGGCACACUCAUCCCCAGCUCUUCCUGGCUCCACCCUCUUUAGUCGUUCAUUUGAGUCUUCGUGGCACUGAGAGUGGCUAUUGCACCUCCAGGUGGCGGGUCCAUGGUGAGGUUGGAGGAACAGAAAGGGGGAGGAUACCCACCCAGGUAUCUUAUUAGAAGCCUCAUCCAGCAAACUCUCUUACAUUUCAAGUUGCAGCUACCUGUAACUGAAAAGUGGCUCCAAAAAAGGGGGUGAGAAUUGGGUCAGCCAACCAAGAUACCUGCCACCAGGUAUACUUGGUUCCCCCAUCAGGUUCUCUGUCAACAAGUACCCAAAACUGUCCCUGGUAGUAGUCACCUUCUCAGAUACACUUCCUUCUUUCUUUUUGGUUUUUUUUUUCUGUCUCUUUUAACCAAUGGUUCUAGCUGCUUGGAUAUGUAUUAUUCUCGCACAUAUAUUUCUUUCUUUCUAGACAGUGCAGUCACCAGGAAGUUGGGGAGCAGGGAUACAUUCUAUUGUCAGUGAGAUGCACUUAUUCAGAAGGUGUAGAUUCCUGGAAUAAUAAUGCUGGAAGAAACUUCUAGAGACCACUAGGCAAUUGCUUUUUUUUUUUUUUU